This is a messenger RNA of Gossypium raimondii (Peruvian cotton), 1761 nucleotides long. Its product is annotated as BTB/POZ domain-containing protein At3g49900. NCBI's taxonomy places the organism in Eukaryota, Viridiplantae, Streptophyta, Magnoliopsida, Malvales, Malvaceae. The record is from RefSeq and is a predicted model, not a curated record. The transcript is spliced from 4 exons. Gene Ontology annotation, molecular function: protein binding. Bases 128 to 1552 code for a protein of 474 amino acids.
AGCAAAGGAAUUUCCCCACCCCCCUCCAAUCCCAAAAACCCUAGUGCCAAUAGCAACACCAUUAAAACACUAAACAAAAAUCACACCCCAGAAGGAAAACAAACAAUCAAACAAACAAACACAAAAAAUGAAGCCUUGGGGAAAUUUAGGAGUUGUAGAAACCAUUUAUGAAGAUGAAGUUUAUGAUGAUGAUGAUGAUGAUGAUGAUGAUGAUGAUGAUGAUUCUUCCAACUCUCCUUCACUUCUCUCUUCUCCUCCUUCACCUCUCCAUUCAAGUGCACAAGCUUGGUCAUCGGCAAUGGGGUGUAAAACUGACGUGUUGAUACAUGUACAGGGAACUGCUUUUCACCUUCAUAAGGAUCCUCUGAUAUCCAGGAGCACCUAUUUAAGGCGGAAAUUAACUGAAAAAUCAGAAUUGACGUUAUCCCCGCCGUUAAACAUAACCGCCGAAACAUUCGCUCUCGUUGUCGAUUUCUGUUACGGGACUCACCUCCUCGUAACGCCGUUCAACGUAGCGUCACUCUUGGUAGCAGCGGACCUCCUCGGAAUGACGGAGGCCAAAGGUGAGGACGACAGUAACUUGAAGCAGAUGACUGAGAAUUACUUCCAAAAAUUCAUCGCCGUUAACGGAAAGUACGCGGCGAUUGUUUUCAAGUCUUGCCUGGCCUUGCUCCCGGAGGCGGAAACGACGUCGUUUCUCGUUAGUAGAUGCGUAGAGGUUAUGAAUUUAACGGAGGAUAGUAAGGGAUUGGACGGUUAUUUUGACGACGUUAUUUCUUUGCGCGCCGAUGAUUUCAAAAUCGUUGCUGAGUCUAUGCACCAACGAUUUGAGUACCAGGAUUUGCUUUACAGAAUCGUUGAUUUUUAUCUCGAGGAGCACAAUGCGAAGAUAACGGAAGAGCAGAAGACGCAGAUAUGUAAUUCCAUAGACUGCAACAAGCUCUCACCUCAACUGCUCUUACAUGCAGUGCAAAACCCUCGAAUGCCAUUGCGGUUCGUGGUCCGAGCCAUGUUGGUGGAACAACUCAAUACCCGCCGCUCCAUUCUAUCAGCCGCCAAUCACCAAUACUACCCUCGCAGGCAUCGCCCUACAAACAGCAACAACGAGGACGACGACAACAGCAACGUUACCCUCGGUGAAAUCCUCCAACGCGAUGCCACCAAGCGUGAAACGGCUCAACUCAAGGCAGCAAUGGACGCCACCAGUUCCCGCAUCCAAACCCUGGAGAAACAGCUUCUUUGCAUGAAAAAGUUAUUGCAAGAAUCUGAUCAUGAGAAUGUUAUUGAAAGAAGUGGUGGUGGAUGUAGAGAUGUACUGGAAUCGGGCCGGUCUGCUAGCUUCCAUUACGGUUCAGGGAGAAAGAUUGAAAGAGCAUAUAAUGGAGCUCCUGCUUCAGCCAGUUUUCGGUUUAGCUGUGGUCCAGAAGAGAGGGCAUUGGGGUGUUCAUCAUCGGAGAAUUCAGGCAUCAAGAAAAAUAUUGGGCAGAGGUUGAUUAAAGGGUUAAAAUGCGCAUUGCAACCAAAAAUGGCACUAAUCACAAGAAAAGUUUAACAUUACCGGAAAAUGGUAUAUCUUUUUUAAUACAAAAGAACUAACUAGCUGAAUGGUAUAUUACAUACUGGUUCCCAUUUUAGUCUUACCCAUGCAUUCCAUUAGAAACGAAGGGAUUCUGAUUAUGCAUAAUUAGUGUUCAAAUCUUGGUUUGCUUUUGUUUUUCCUCUAUGCAACUCAUAUUUCAUGUAUUAAUUAUAUUUUUCAUA